Molecule: messenger RNA, 3139 nt
Organism: Capra hircus (goat)
Lineage: Eukaryota; Metazoa; Chordata; Mammalia; Artiodactyla; Bovidae
Gene: IL10
Product: interleukin 10
Exons: 5
Coding region: 1865-2398 (177 amino acids)
Biological process (GO): immune response
Cellular component (GO): extracellular region
Molecular function (GO): cytokine activity
Source: RefSeq, a predicted model, not a curated record
UAAUGUGUUAAUAUAUACUAUACUACAAAUCAGUUAUACAUACAUAUGUGUAUAUAUAUAUUCUUAUUCAUUUUCUUUUCCAUUAUGGUUUAUCACUGGAUAUGGAAUAUAGUUUCAUGCCUAUUUCUAAAACUUCUCUCUCCCUUCACGAGUCUUAGAUUUCUGUCUUGACAUUCCCCAAAGGGUGGGAAGCGAGGCUACAGCCUGCUGCUCCUGCCCUACGAGGAACAGCGUGGGCCUGGACCCUCUCCCUCCUUCCUGCCCCAGCCCACUCACAACAGCCCCGGUACAUUCGCCCUCCUUGUCUGGUGCAGUGAGCUUCUUUAAUGGGGAAGGCUCAGAACCCAGGGCCACCAAUGCUGAUGCAGGAAGGCAAGGAAAUAACAGAAACGCUGGACACACGCUACGUCUGGAUCCACGAGUUACCUAGCGCCCUCGGAAUGGACAGAAAACAGGCAGAGGAGGGUCAAGUGACUUGCCCGGGUUUAAUGUGUGGCGGAGCCCAGGCCUCCUGGCCCCUGAAUCCGAGUUCCUCGCGGGAGAGGCGGGGAGAAGCCCCUGCGGAAGGAGGAGUGAAGGCACCGUCUCCACCCUUUCCUUCUAGGGUAGAGCAACAUUCCUUACUACGUCCGGCUUACUCCACCCCUGCACGCACGGGCGCGCGCACACACGGCAAAUCCAAAGAAAGACAACUAAGGCUUCUUUGAAAGGAGAAGGGAUAGGGAAGAGGGGAGAAAGAGACCUCAUAUCCAGCCUCCAUAGAACCUCAACUUAUUUUCCUUGUUACUUCUGCUUCUUUCUCCCCAUUUUCCAAGUGUGAGUCUCCAGCCAAAGCAGUUCACAACCCAGAAGAAACCUAAUGCCUCUUUAAUCCAAAGUUUCCAUUCUGCACGCUGGGGCCAGUGUAAAACAGGGAAUAGUCGGCCUGAAUGUCAGGCAGACCUAAGUGCAGAUUCUGGCUCCCUCCCUCGCUGCCCAUGCGCAGGGUACCUGACACCUCUGUGUCUCGGCUAGUUCACUGCGCAGCGGCGGCGAGGGCCACGGUGACUGGAGGCACAGCUUCCAGUGACCAUGGACUACUCCUCCCAACUCCCCCUGAGGAUGGGGCAGCAGAGGGGGUUAGAAGCAUAGAUCUGAGGGUCUAAAUGAACCCAGGGCCAGGGAAGGAAUCUGGAACACACCCCAUGCCCCUGCCUGUCCUCUGUGAAGCUGGCCACUUUGAGGAGCAGUCCUGGAACAUAAAAGAACCAGAAGGCAGCUUUGAGGACAUUUAGCUCACAUCUUUGUUUUCAUUUGGGGAAACUGAGGCCUGGAGAGUUGAGGUAACUUCCCAACCCAGCAAGAAGAAGCCCUGAAUAUCAACCCAGGUUGAAGAGUUGAUAUUAUUUCUUAACCACAUUGUAUUCUGGAAUGGCCAAUUUGCCCUCGUCACUGUGAUCUAGAGACACGUGAAUGGAACCCACAACUGUGGGUCCCUGCGCAGAGAACAGCUGUUCACCCCAGGAAAUCAACUUUUUUUUUUAAUUAAGAGAAGUUGAACAUUAUUUUAAAAGAGAGAAAGAAGUAGCUUCUCCUAAAAAUAGCCAUAUACAGAAGUUCAUUUUUCACCCAUCUCUUUUGCUUACGAUGCAAUAUUUAAAAACUUUUGAGUAAGAGGUUCACCAGAUGCAAAGCUGGAGAGGUCUAGGGAAGGGAGGGGCAAAGAAACCUUUGCCAGGAAAUCUGUGACACUGUGGCUUUUUGUGAAUGGGAGGCCUCACACAAUAUAAAAGGGGGCACAUUAGGUGAAGGUCUACACAACAGGGGCUUGCUCUUGCAAAACCAAACCACAAGUCCGACUCAACGAAGAAGACAGAGCUCCGCCAUGCCCAGCAGCUCAGCCCUGCUCUGUUGCCUGGUCUUCCUGGCUGGGGUGGCAGCCAGCCGAGAUGCGAGCACCCUGUCUGACAGCAGCUGUACCCACUUCCCAGCCAGCCUGCCCCACAUGCUGCGGGAGCUCCGAGCUGCCUUCGGCAAAGUGAAGACUUUCUUUCAAAUGAAGGACCAACUGAACAGCAUGCUGUUGACCCAGUCUCUGCUGGAUGACUUUAAGGGUUACCUGGGUUGCCAAGCCUUGUCGGAAAUGAUCCAGUUUUACCUGGAGGAGGUGAUGCCACAGGCUGAGAACCAUGGGCCUGACAUCAAGGAGCACGUGAACUCGCUGGGGGAGAAGCUGAAGACCCUCCGGCUGCGGCUGCGGCGCUGUCAUCGUUUUCUGCCCUGCGAAAACAAGAGCAAGGCGGUGGAGCAGGUGAAGAGAGUCUUCAAUAUGCUCCAAGAGAGGGGUGUCUACAAAGCCAUGAGUGAGUUUGACAUCUUCAUCAACUACAUAGAAUCCUACAUGACAACGAAGAUGUAAAACUGAAGCAUUCUAGGGAAGGAGACCUCCAGGAUGGUGACUCGACUAGACUCCCCGACAUAAACCUCUGAAAUCCGACCCAGGGUUCUGGGAGAGCAGAGCCAGCUCCCUGGAGACCUCUACUGUGCCUCUCCCCAAGAGUAUUUAUUACCUCUGAUACCUCAGCUUCCACAUCUAUUUAUUUACUGAGCUUCUCUGUGAGCUAUUUGGGAAGAAGCCGAAUAUUAUACUUUUUUUUCAAUAUUUAUUAAUUUCACCUGUGUUUAAGCUGUUUCCAUAGGGUGAUACCCUAUGGUAUUUUAGUGUUUGAAAAGAAAUUGUAAGUUAUAUAAAGAAAUGUUCCUUGUGGAGCUAGCUGCAGUUUCCAUUCCAAGCCUAACCAUGCUUGCCAGCUGUUGGGCUGUUUUCCCUGACUGCCCUCUAAUUUCUCUUGUCCCUGGACCCACCCGGGUCCUUGGGCUCCCCGAGUAUUAUCGAGACUCAUGCUCUUAGGAAGAGAAACCAGGGAGCCGCUUUGACGAUUAAUAUUCCAGUGGCUCUGAGGGAUUGCCCUGACCUCAUUCCCCAACCACUUCAUUCUUGAAAGCUGUGGUCAGCUUGUUAUUUAUAACAACCUAAAAUUGGUUCUAAUAGAACUCAGUUUGAACUAGAAGCAACUCAAUUCCUCUGGGAAUGUUACAUUGUUUGUCUGUCUUCAUAGCAGAUUUUAAUUUUGAAUAAAUAAAUGAGUCAUUAAAACCA